AUGUACCUUAGAACUGUGAUGUUUUUGUUAGCUUCGGAUUACUCAGUAUCUUGGCCUGAUGGAACUUAUACUCUUCUACAGCCGUCCAAUGGAUGCCCUCCUGGUUUCUCCACUGGACACAGGGUUUGGUAUCCUGAACAUACCGGGCAAAGUACCUUCUCAGUUGACAACAAUCUGCAGGGUUAUGCUAAUCACAGUCAAAUUGCCUGGCACUUCUGUACAAAGAUAGAGGCUGAGGCCUCCGACACCUGGCCAGCUGGGAACUACUGUAUCUUAAGGAAUGGCGGCACAUGUCCGACAGGGUUUUCCGGUGGUUCUAUAACCUUCGACGAGGAUGACAGUGCGCCCAGCAGUAGACCUCAGGGAACGGGUACUCUACCGGACGGAAACUACAACACCAACUCUAAAUUGUACUUCUGCUGCAAAAACGAUGGGUCUGUGGCCAUUCAAGCCACAUUCCCAAGAUCUACGCCAUUUAUCCUGUACCCAUACACGGUGGCUAGUUGUCAGUUGGUCAGUGAUAUGACGGAUGUGCCCGGAUACACCUUCUUUGACUCCGAACCUAAUGGUAACGUAGACGACUCUGAUGGAAGCAUUCCAUACACCACGAACGGUCCACCUACCUGGUAUAUUCACCACUGUUACUACCAUUAG
This is a messenger RNA of Ylistrum balloti, 654 nucleotides long. RefSeq lists its product as uncharacterized. The record is from RefSeq and is a predicted model, not a curated record. Gene Ontology annotation, molecular function: wide pore channel activity. NCBI's taxonomy places the organism in Eukaryota, Metazoa, Mollusca, Bivalvia, Pectinida, Pectinidae. The transcript is spliced from 5 exons. Gene Ontology annotation, cellular component: membrane. The coding region runs from base 1 to 654 and encodes 217 amino acids.